Molecule: messenger RNA, 1290 nt
Organism: Saxophila tyrrhenica
Lineage: Eukaryota; Fungi; Ascomycota; Dothideomycetes; Mycosphaerellales; Extremaceae
Exons: 3
Coding region: 1-1290 (429 amino acids)
Source: RefSeq, a predicted model, not a curated record
AUGGCACCGCGGCGGGACGAGGACUCCAGCAGUCAAUGGCCGCGCUGGUCUAAAUCGAGGCGUUGCUGGGUUGAUCGCAACGGACGACCGGUGCCUCCACCCCAGGCCGAUGGGUCAAGUGUCGUGGGUAGCAGACACGCCUCCAGCUCGGCGCGAGACACAUCCAGGGCACAAGAUCCAUCAGAGCUAUCCCACCAGCUUCGCAAGAAGCUAGUCGUCCACCAACCGCUCAGCGGGCUGUUCAGCCUAAGCAGGCACGUCCACUACAGCGGCUUCGAGAACAAGCUGAUUCCAGAGGCGUCAGGCAUGGUCACGAACGGCGGUAAUCCGGAAGGGUUCGAGUCCAUGGAUUGGGAUAUCAACAUUGGACCCAUCCAUAUCCACAUCCGUUUCAGCUUCCGACCGUGGAAUGAGGCCAGAAGUGAGGCUAUAGGAUCUUCCCAGGCAAUCCAAGGGAUUCUGGAAUGCUCCGAUGCGAGAAUGCCUGCAGGAUUCAGAAAAGCGUCUCGCGAAAGGCUACCCCAAGGUUGUGUCUUCGGAGUCCCUUGGCCUACUCGUAGACAGAUGCGCAACCCUAUGGCUGGGGCUUCAUUGGAGCUUGAUGAACCAGAAAGCCGACUCUUCGUGGUCGUGAGGAGUGGCAACGACUUUCAUGUGCUUCUAAUUGCGGACCGGCGUUAUGACAACGAGCAACCGACGCAUAGCGAAGUGAAACCACGCGGCAUGAUUUACACAGGACAACAUGCUCCAGAGCCACUGGCCGACGAAGUCCCACAACGGCUGCCAAACGGUCGAGUCACAUCUUUUCCUCAACCUCUGCGACUAACGCUCGAUGACCGAAACGCACGAAUCCCGUCUACCUUGCGAGUGGAUUAUACUCAGAUCUACGUCAUUACAGAGGGUGUACCGGUACGCCGUCUCGGCAAAGCUCAUCAGGACCACGCAGACAUUCUGCAGCACAACUUCCAGUAUUUUCGGAGGGCUGCAACGCAGCAAACACAAGAGCCCCGAGCGGCCACUCAACACACGACUCGGCGUGACAGUGUUGUCGCUGGAUCUUCGCGUGAGAGGAGCCAGACGGAGCAGUCAAGGAACGAAGAUUUGGCCAGGCGACUAAGGGAGAUGGAACUUCGAGAUCCAGCGAAAUACAGAGAAGUCGUUUUGGCGCUACGAAAUCGAGCUCAACAAGCACAGGCUGACACCGACGAUGAUGAGAACGACGAUGAUGACGAUGACGGAGACGACGAUGAUGAAAACGACGACGACGACGACGAUGGAGACGACGACUAG